UCGGGAACCUCAAGCGCGCGCCGGCCCCUCCCCCCGCCCAGCGCGCGGCCCCGCCCCGGCCCCGCCCAGUGCGAGGGGCGGUGGGCGCGGCCUCCAGGACCCGCGCUGCCUGAGCCGUUCCGGGCCACGCCAUGGAUCCGCCCGCGCGGAAAGAAAAGCCCAAAGUCAAAGAGCCCGUGAGCAGAGUGGAGAAGGCGAAGCAGAAGUCAGCCCAGCAGGAGCUGAAGCAGAGGCAGAGAGCCGAGAUCUACGCCCUCAACAGAGUCAUGACAGAACUGGAGCAGCAGCAGUUCGACGAGUUCUGCAAACAGAUGCAGCCCCCCGGAGAGUGAGGAGGAGCCCGCCCUGGGGUGUGCACCUGCCCCCACUGUGAGCUGAUGUGCCCAGUGGAGCCUUACAGAACUGUGCUGGAACGCACCAUGGACGACCUGGACUUGCUUCCUGUGUGGAACCACUGCACUGGUCCCCCGGAUCUCACUGGCCCAGUGUUUGCUGAAGAGACUUCUUUUCUUCUACGGUGAUAGAUUCCUUUUUUUAAAAAACCUUUUUCUAUUGUUUAAGAAAAAUCAGUGUUUCUUGUAAAACUGUAUCUUCUCCAAAAAUGCAAAUAAAAUACUAAUAA
Molecule: messenger RNA, 622 nt
Organism: Lepus europaeus (European hare)
Lineage: Eukaryota; Metazoa; Chordata; Mammalia; Lagomorpha; Leporidae
Gene: SVBP
Product: small vasohibin binding protein
Exons: 3
Coding region: 132-332 (66 amino acids)
Biological process (GO): negative regulation of protein ubiquitination; protein secretion
Cellular component (GO): apical part of cell
Source: RefSeq, a predicted model, not a curated record